CUCUCGCGCAGCGCGCAGCGGCAGGUGCCCCGUGACGUCACCACGGCGCUUAGUUACUCCACCAAAGAUUUACCGACAAUACAACAGCAGGACAAGUAAGAGAUUGAGAUGAACGCUGCAGAGCAGUGAAACAGCUCGAGAACGUUUCACACGGUUUUCAGACACAUGAUCGCGAAGUGAAAAGAUGGGCCGAAAGAAACAGGAGGAAGAGCAAAACAACCCCGAGUAUGGUGAACCAACUCAGUUUGACCCCACAUUCACCGGCCCCAUUCACAACAGGAGCUGUACAGACAUCAUAUGCUGCUUUCUGUUCAUGCUGGUCAUCGCCGGUUACAUUGUGGUAGGAAUUCUGGCCUGGCUGUAUGGAGAUCCUCGACAUGUGCUGUAUCCCAGGAACUCCACGGGAAUGUUCUGUGGAAUCGGACAGAACAAGGACAAACCCAACGUCAUGUACUUCGACAUCAUCAAAUGUGCCACAGCGACAAACGUCAUGGCUGCAGCUCUGCAGGGUCUCCAGUGUCCCACCACACAGGUGUGUGUGAAGUCGUGUCCGUCAGAGUUCUGGAUUUUGUCUCCUCUCGCCCACUCACCAAGCGCAAACCCAGCCAAUUAUUUCAAACAGGAGUACUGCGUCCCAUCCUUCCAGCUGCAAGGCACUCGAUAUUCGGCUAUGGACAUUGUAAAUAAAGAGUUGUGUCCUUUUUUCUACAUGCCAACAACCUCUGUGCUGGGCCGGUGUUUGCCCAGUUUGGGAGGAAAUGCGUAUAAUCCCAGUAACAUUCCCACAAACUUCACUCUUCCUGGAUUGGAUGCAAAUCAGACUUUGGCAGCGAUCAGGAAUGCCACAGGGUAAAUACACACACACACACACACACACACACACACACACACUAAUAAACUUAAAAUAUCAAUACUUGUUAUGCACUAAAAAUCCUGAUUUACACACUAGUAGUCGACUGAGUCGUGGCAAUGGAUCGUAGCUGGUCUGGUGAUUGCGAUGGUGGUUAGCUUUCUCUUCCUGCUGCUGCUGCGUUUCACAGCGCCGGUUCUCAUCUGGGUUCUCAUCAUCGGGGUUCUGGCGGUCGGCGCCUUCGGUAUCUGGUACUGUUAUAAUGAGUACAUGUCUCUGACGACCUCUACCCUGACCUUCAAUAACGUGGGUUUCACCACUAAUGUGCAGGUCUAUCUGCAGGUGCGAGACACCUGGCUGGCCUUCUUGAUUAUUCUGAGUAUCGUCGAGGCCAUUCUGCUGCUGGCGUUGAUCUUCCUGAGGACUCGUAUUCUCAUCGCCAUUGCUCUUAUUCAGGAGACCAGCAAGGCGUUGGGUCACAUGAUGUCGACACUUUUCUAUCCCAUCGUCACGUUUGUGCUGCUGUUGGUGUGUGUGUCGUACUGGGGAAUCACAGCGCUAUAUCUGGCCACAUCAGGCGCUCCUAUCUACAAGGUCGUGGCGAUGAACACAACACAGGGCGACUGCAGCGUCAUACGAGCCAACGAGACCUGCGACCCGGAGAUGUUCAACACUACGCAGUAUCCCACGUGUCCAUCGGCGCGCUGUGUCUUCAUUAACUAUAACACGGAGGGUUUGUUCCAGAAGAACCUCUUUAACCUGCAGAUCUAUAACGUGAUUGCGUUCCUGUGGUGUGUGAACUUCGUCAUCGCUCUGGGUCACUGUACGCUUGCCGGCGCCUUCGCUUCAUAUUACUGGGCCUUCAGCAAACCGGCAGAUAUCCCAACAUUCCCUCUGAUCCAGUCCUUCAUGAGAGCGCUGCGCCAUAUGAAAGAGUCCGUCAGAGCUGAUCCAUCAGAGGCUCAGAACCCAUGCACGCGCUUCAUCAUGUGUUGCCUCAAAUGCUGCUUCUGGUGUCUGGAGAAAUUCAUCAAGUUCAUCAACAGGAACGCUUACAUCAUGAUCGCCAUAUACGGGAAGAAUUUCUGUGUGUCCGCUAUGAAUGCUUUCUCUCUGCUCAUGAGGAACAUUAUAAGGGUGGUGGUGCUGGAUAAAGUGACGGAUCUGCUGCUGUUCUUCGGGAAGCUGCUGGUGGUCGGUGGAGUUGGUGUGCUGGCCUUCUUCUUCUUCUCCGGCAGGAUUCAGACUCCAGGAACCACGUUUGAAACGGCGGCGCUCAACUACUACUGGAUGCCCAUCAUAACGGUGGUGUUCGGUGCGUAUCUGAUCGCUCACGGCUUCUUCAGUGUGUAUAACAUGGGUGUGGACACACUCUUCCUGUGUUUCUUGGAGGAUCUGGAGCGUAAUGAUGGCAGUCCACAGAAACCCUACUUCAUGUCCAAGAACCUGAUGAAGAUCCUCAACAAGAAGAACAAACCGGCCAAGACGGGCUGAUGAAGAUGAUAAUGAUGAAGAUGACGAGGGUUUCUGACUUCAUACUCUCAAGCACUGUCACUUUCAAUCGAAGUGAAUCCAUGUACAGACCCUUUUAAACAUCGAUACUGAGAUUCAAUUUUUCAACAGAAACCAGUUAAUGUAACUCAUUAAUCAAAACCACCAAAGGUUAAGGACCACAUCCUUACCCUGGAACUGUUUUACUGAAAAUGUGCCAGUGCAUUUUUUUGGUUUUAUUCAAGGCAAAUGCAAGAAACUUGGAUGAAGAUGUCUGUGAGCCAAAGCAUUUAUUAUUAGCCAUUAUUAUCUUUACAUAUUAAUAUAUUCAGUUUCUGAUUUUAAUAUAAGAUGUGCACAGUGAAGCUAUAUCGCACAUACAAUUGACUGCUUUUGAUGCAGAUUAAUAACUAACGUUCUGUUCUUCCAAAACUGCUGAACAUUUUUUUUCCACUUUGUAAUAGAGAAUAAAAUACAAUAAAUGACAGAAUAUCUGACACUCCAUAAGCAUGAAUGAAAGCCUUACUUUUGAAUGUUUUUAUGGUUGCAGUAGUGCACGCUGCUUUCACAUGUAAACACUGUUUUUAUAUGAUUUGUAUUUGGUUCUGUGUGAUUUAAUGUAAACUGGAACUAAACAGAGAAUAUUUAUUUAAAGAUAUAU
Messenger RNA from Sinocyclocheilus grahami, 3002 nucleotides. RefSeq names its product solute carrier family 44 member 4 (gene slc44a4). Gene Ontology annotation, molecular function: thiamine pyrophosphate transmembrane transporter activity. Gene Ontology annotation, cellular component: plasma membrane. Lineage: Eukaryota; Metazoa; Chordata; Actinopteri; Cypriniformes; Cyprinidae. Gene Ontology annotation, biological process: thiamine pyrophosphate transmembrane transport; choline transport. The transcript is spliced from 21 exons. The record is from RefSeq and is a predicted model, not a curated record.